Molecule: messenger RNA, 1502 nt
Organism: Eruca vesicaria subsp. sativa (arugula)
Lineage: Eukaryota; Viridiplantae; Streptophyta; Magnoliopsida; Brassicales; Brassicaceae
Source: the annotation of a GenBank genome assembly
AUUAGAAAACAAAACAUCGCUACUUAAAACUUGCCGGUCUAAAACUCCAAACUCCGACGAACGGAGUGGAAAGAAAAAGAGAUCCAAAAGCCGACGCGACGAUGACUAUACAAAGCUUCCUCAAAACCCUAAAGACAACUAAACGAACAUACCCAUCUUCAAUCUACAAUCUCCUCAUCUCUUCUUCCUCCACUACCCAAAUCCACGACUCACCGGAAAACCCAAUCUCCGAUCUCAGCCUCCCCACUCUUCGCCGUAUCUUAUCCGACCCAGAUAUCAAAUCCCGUAAAUGCGUCUCCUUUUUCCAGUUCAUCCUCGAAAACCCAUCUCUUUUCUCCUUCCAACCUGAUCUCAGAACACACUUGUCUCUGUCUCUCCGUGUCCUGUCGGAGAGGAAGUUCUCCGUCGCGCGGGAACUGUUGAAUCCCGACAUUCUCAGGUACCCUUUUCACGUCAUCGCCUCUAGCGUCUUCGAUGAGUGUGGAUUCGAGACGAAAGUCGUCGCGAGGCUAUUUAAUUCGAUGAUCAUGGUGUAUUCAGACAGUGGGAGAUACGAUGAAGUUGUCGAGGUUUUCGAGUGUAUGAAGAACAAUGAGGUUAAAAUUGAUGAAAAGACUUUGACUUUGCAUUUGAUGAACCUCAGGAGAAGUGGUGAGGUUGAGUUAGCUUACGACUUCUUUCGUCUAAUGGUUGCUGCUUCGGAGUUAGGUGUUGUGUCUGUGUACUCUUUAACGGUUGUUGUCUCUGCGUUGUGUUGCCACGGAGAGAUCAAGAGAGCAAGAGAGUUGGUGGAGGAGGUUGAAAUUAUUAAGCCUAAUAUCGUUACGUUUAGGGCUAUGAUUGAUUGUUGUGUCAAGAGAUGGAAGUUUGAAGAGUUGGAUUUGGUUCUUGAGUUGAUGGAGAAGGAAAGGGUGAGUCUUGAUCUUGAUGCUUACAAGAUUUUGAUUGAGGGUUUCGCUAGUUAUGGUAAGGUUGAAGAUGCUGAGAGGUUAGUUUUGAGGAUGCAUGAUGAGAAGCUUAAGGUGGAGACUUAUCUGUAUAAUUUGAUUAUUAAUGGGUAUUCUCGGUUGGGAUUAGUGGAGAAAGCGUUUGAGAUACAGAGUGGAAUGAGUUCUCGAGGUGUAGUUUCGAAUAAGGAUACGUAUUGGGGGUUGAUGAAUGGCCUGUGCAAAGCAGGGAAAGUGUGUGAAGCGAUGAGAUUGUUGAGUGAGUUGAGAGUGAAUGGGUUUGAGAUGGAUGAAGCAAUGUAUACGACGUUGAUUGACGGGUGUUACGGAGCAGGAAUGAUGGAUAACGCUUUGGAAGUGGUGGCUGAGAUGGUUAGGGAAGGAUUUAUUCCUGAUGGCACAUUAUUUGAAAAGUUAGCUGACGCAUUGUUUGAAGUAAACCGGGAAGAGGCAGCGAUGAUGACUACAUUCGUUGUUAAGAGCGGCAUCAAACCAAAUUCUUGUUCCAAUGUGGUGAAGGGAGAGGAAGACUUAUCUGCUGUCCUGGCUCCUUAA